AGAGGGAGAACAGCGACCGCUCCCUUUUCCUUCUCUUGCUAUAUGUUGAGACAGAUAUCAUAUCAGCAGCCCCCGAAUCCUCCAUUUUUUUAUAAUUUAUGUUAUAUGAAAGUUGCAUCUCUCUUGUAUCACAAGGAGAUCUUACAAGAACUCUCACUCCAGAGAGCAACCCCAGGACGAUAAAGAAAAGGAGAGAAAGAGACGAGAGGCGACAGAGCGACAAUAGAGAGAGUGAGUGUGGGAGGGGGAGGGAGAGAGAGAGAGAGGAGUUGAAGAAGCUUUCAAUUUCCACAGGAGGGAAAACGAUGUCUGAGAACUUCACAUCCUUUCAUACUAUGCAACUCUCAGAGUUGAAGUGAGGCUGCCGGAGGAAAUAAAGACGAAGCUGAUGACGACGACGACGACGACGACAAUUAUGAUGAAGAACGAGAUUUCAAGAUGGGAAUAACAGCGCCGGCACUUGCAUCAAUAAUCUCUCACUCCAAUUCCAAGACCCGCCAUUCCUUUUCUACCUUGUACAAGAAGUCCGAUUUUCCGAAGUCUAUGUCCAUGUCCCAAGAUUACCAUCAAGCAGGAAUCUUCAACUUUUCGAAUGGAUUCGAGAGAUCCACUGUAACUCAGCAACCUCAUCAGCAGCCGCAGAUUCGGAAGGACAAAAUGAGGGUGCAAGGCUUCGACCCACCGCCACCGUUAGUGGGUAUCGAGGAAGAGGAAUCCGGAGGUCUUCCUGUGUACGAAAACGCCGGUAUGUUAUCGGAGAUGUUUAGUUUCCCUCCCACAGGCGCCACCUCUUCUGAAUUCUUGGAACAGCAACCCUUGACCGCGACCUAUCGAUCGUUCAGCAGGCCACAGGCUACUGCGAUGGGCGGCGAGUGGUACGGAGACCGACAAGGCUUGAUAAGUGGUAUGGGAGAUUCCAAGAAUCACCACCACCACCGUCCUCAUCAGCGUCAGAUUUCAAGCAUGAAUGCGGAUUCAGCGGCUGCCAUGCAGCUUUUUCUCAUGAACCCUCAACCCAGAUCGCCUUCUCCUCCCCACAAUCCUUCCACUAGCUCUUCUACCCUCAACAUGUUGCUCCCCAAUCCUUCCUCUUCUCUACAAGAAUUCCCUGGCCCUGGAACUGGAGGGGGUUUUGGUCAAUUCACCUGGGUUCCAUUUUCCGAAGCAGGUUCUCAAGAAGUAGGAACCAACGCCAACUCGAAUCAGGGUGAAAUCGGCGGGGUUGUGGAAGGCCAAGGUCUUUCCUUAUCGUUGUCGUCUUCAUUGGAAGGAGCGAAAGCCGAGGAACUGAGGAUGGGGGAUAGUGGGUUUCUUAAUUAUUACAGUCAAAGUGCAGCAGGAGGGUCCUCAUCUGCUCAGUAUCCGUACAAGAAUUUGGGCGGUCAAACUCAAACUCACGCAUUGCAUGUGCAAGGAGUGGCGCAGAACUACCAAGCUCAUGCUGGUUUCGGGUCAUCCUUGGGGAUUGCCAAUGUGCUGAGGAACUCCAAGUACGUGAAGCCUGCUAAAGAAUUGCUUGAAGAAUUCUGCAGCGUCGGGAGGGGUCAGUUCAAGAAGAACAAAUUCAGCAGGCAGACCUCCGACCUUAAUUCCAAUUCCGGUGUUGGUGCCGCUGCUUCUUCGUCUUCCACAAAAGACCCCCCUCCUAUGUCAGCCGCCGACAGGAUUGAGCAUCAGAGAAGGAAGGUCAAACUUCUAUCCAUGCUUGACGAGGUGGACCGAAGAUACAGUCACUACUGCGAACAAAUGCAAAUGGUGGUGAACUCAUUUGACUUGGUGAUUGGUUAUGGGGCGGCGGUACCGUACACGGCGCUGGCGCAGAAAGCAAUGUCGAGGCAUUUCCGGUGCCUGAAGGAUGCCAUAUCAGCACAACUGAAGCACAGUUGCGAGUUGCUGGGCGAGAAAGAUGGGGUGGGUUCGUCGGGUUUGACUAAAGGUGAGACUCCAAGGCUUAAGCUGCUGGAGCAAAGCCUUAGGCAACAGAGAGCCUUCCACCAGAUGGGCAUGAUGGAGCAGGAGGCUUGGAGACCCCAGCGCGGUCUUCCUGAACGUUCUGUCAACAUUUUGAGAGCCUGGCUUUUCGAGCAUUUCCUCCACCCGUACCCAAGCGAUGCAGAUAAGCAUCUGUUGGCUCGACAGACUGGGCUAUCGAGAAAUCAGGUAUCAAACUGGUUCAUUAACGCCAGAGUAAGGUUGUGGAAACCCAUGGUAGAGGACAUGUAUCAACAAGAGCUUAAAGAGGCGGAGGAUGCAGAAGACACAGAAAUGAACCAAAGUGACAAUAGUGGCAACAUGGCUCAAACUCCAACGCCCACAACCACCGCAACCACAACUACGACCAAUUCAACAGCAACAGCGCCACCGUUAACGCCACCAGCCAAAAGAUACGACGUCAACGCCACCGAAAGAGACCAUUCCCUCGCUGCAAUCAACAGACAAGCCUUCUCGGAAAACCAAUCAAAGCAGCAGUCGUCCGCCACCACCACCCUCGCCCCGAGCGCCACCGCCUCUGAGGUGGCGCCACCCGUGUCCCAAUGCUUCGAAUCAGACCUGCCCCCACACAGUCAUGAUGACACGUGUCGGCAUGGCUGCAUGGCUGCAGAACACUGCGGGACCGUCACAGCCACUGCUAACAAUAUUGGAUCUACUCUCAUUAGGUUCGGGACCACCGCCGGUGAUGUGUCGCUCACCCUAGGGUUACGCCACGCCGGGAACAUCCCUGACCCUUCUCCUUUCUCCGUUAGAGAUUUUGGAGGCAUUUGAUUAAACUUAGAUUGCAUAUAAAAUACAUAUAGGAAGUUGAAGUUGUUUGUUAUUUCAGCUAUCGAAAAAGAAAACCUUUUUGCUGAUUUUUA
Molecule: messenger RNA, 2855 nt
Organism: Prosopis cineraria
Lineage: Eukaryota; Viridiplantae; Streptophyta; Magnoliopsida; Fabales; Fabaceae
Product: BEL1-like homeodomain protein 4
Exons: 5
Coding region: 439-2763 (774 amino acids)
Biological process (GO): regulation of transcription by RNA polymerase II
Molecular function (GO): DNA-binding transcription factor activity, RNA polymerase II-specific; RNA polymerase II cis-regulatory region sequence-specific DNA binding
Source: RefSeq, a predicted model, not a curated record